Molecule: messenger RNA, 3324 nt
Organism: Thermochaetoides thermophila DSM 1495
Lineage: Eukaryota; Fungi; Ascomycota; Sordariomycetes; Sordariales; Chaetomiaceae
Product: voltage-gated chloride channel-like protein
Exons: 7
Coding region: 1-3324 (1107 amino acids)
Biological process (GO): transmembrane transport; intracellular iron ion homeostasis; chloride transport
Cellular component (GO): endoplasmic reticulum; fungal-type vacuole; membrane
Molecular function (GO): voltage-gated chloride channel activity; oxidoreductase activity, acting on single donors with incorporation of molecular oxygen, incorporation of two atoms of oxygen; iron ion binding
Source: RefSeq, a predicted model, not a curated record
AUGAACUCACGAUCGCAGACUACGUCGAUUUCCACUCUUGCGUUGCCUGCUCGACGCACCUCGUCUGUCAGCUCCCGCUUAUCGUCCGCUCUCUCUGCUGCGUCCACCGCGGAGCGUGGCGAGACACAGCAUGGAGCCCGCAUCGCAGCUCAGCACCAAAUAGAAGAGGAGAUUGCAAAGAUCAAGCGCUAUGAGGAUUUUACAACCAUCGAUUGGGUCCAGGAUGCUGUGCGAGAGCAGCUCCGUAGAAAGGCACGCAGGAGACGGCAGGCUGGGCCUUAUGGUGCCCUGUCCUUCGACUGGAGACAAAGGAUCUUAGAGGCCUAUGAUGCCGCACAAGGAUGGAUUGUCGUGACUAUAAUUGGUGCCGCCAUCGGCUUGAAUGCUGCCCUGCUGAGCAUCAUCACGGAGUGGCUUGCAGACAUCAAGCUCGGAUACUGCACGACUGCUUUUUACCUCAAUGAGGACUUCUGUUGCUGGGGCGAGGAGAAUGGAUGUGCUGACUGGCAUCGAUGGACGGGGUUUGAGCCAUUCAACUACAUCAUGUACAUCUUAUUCGCUAUUUUAUUUGCUUGGACUGCUGCCACUCUAGUCAAAUCAUAUGCCCCUUAUGCCGCGGGCUCCGGCAUAUCGGAAAUCAAGUGCAUCAUUGCGGGCUUCGUCAUGAAGGGGUUUCUCGGCUUUUGGACUCUGAUCAUCAAGUCUAUCACUCUGCCCCUUGCCAUCGGUUCUGGGCUGUCUGUUGGCAAAGAAGGACCUAGUGUCCACUACGCUGUUUGCACGGGAAACGUCAUCUCGAAGAUGUUUAAGAAAUACCGCGGUAAUGCUUCCAAGACCCGUGAGGUCCUCAGCGCUAGCGCUGCUGCCGGUGUAGCUGUGGCCUUUGGCAGUCCCAUUGGCGGUGUGCUCUUCUCUCUUGAGGAGAUGUCCAGCUACUUUCCCCUCAAAACUAUGUGGCGCAGCUAUUUUUGCGCUCUGGUCGCCACGGCGGUCCUCGCUGCCAUGAAUCCGUUCCGCACAGGACAGCUGGUCAUGUUCCAAGUUAAGUACGACCGGUCGUGGCACUUUUUCGAAGUCUUCUUCUACAUCAUACUGGGUGUCUUUGGCGGUCUUUACGGAGCUUUCGUCAUGAAAUGGAACCUGAGGGCACAGGCCUUCCGGAAGAGGUACCUAGCGAAUUACGCCAUUCUCGAGGCGACCCUGCUUGCAGCCGCUACCGCGAUCGUGUGCUAUCCCAACGCUUUCCUUAGGAUCGACAUGACCGAGAGCAUGAAGAUCCUGUUCCUCGAAUGCGAAGGGGCUGAGGACUAUCAUGGCCUUUGCGAGCCCGAUAAACGAUUUUGGAAUGUUGUUUCCCUCAUCCUUGCCACUGUUAUUCGCAUCUUCUUCGUCAUCAUCUCAUAUGGAUGCAAGGUUCCGGCUGGCAUUUUCGUUCCAUCCAUGGCCAUUGGUGCCUCCUUCGGUCGAACGGUUGGCAUCAUUGUCCAGGCGAUUCAAGAAGCAAACCCCCAGAGUAUUUUCUUCUCUUCCUGCCAGCCCGAUGUCCCAUGUAUCACCCCUGGCACAUAUGCUUUCUUGGGCGCUGCAGCAGCUCUCAGUGGCAUCAUGCACAUCACUGUUUCUGUGGUUGUCAUAAUGUUCGAGCUGACAGGUGCCUUGACUUACAUCUUACCUACGAUGAUUGUCGUUGGUGUAACCAAGGCUGUCAGUGAGCUCUUUGGGAAAGGAGGCAUCGCUGACCGCAUGAUUUGGUUCAGUGGGUUCCCAUACUUGGAUCAUAAAGAAGAACACAACUUUGGCGUGCCUGUGUCUCAGGCUAUGAUCGCCGACGUUGUCUCGAUCCCUUCAACUGGCAUGACAUUGAAGGGGAUCGAGCAGCUGCUUGCUAACGACAGCUACCAGGGCUUCCCUAUCAUCGAAGAUGAGAAUUCAAAGAUUCUCUUAGGCUACAUCGGCCGUACCGAAUUGCGUUAUGCCAUUGACCGUGCUCGGCGCGAUCAUAAUCUCAGUCCACUGGCACAGUGCAUCUUCGCCCCUUCUCGCAAAACCAACACUGCAAUCACCCUUGUAACUCCCACAACGCCCAUGACACCUCACCCCUCGACAUCAACAUCGUCAGCCCCGCUCGAUUAUGCUUCCUCUGCCACUGCGACGAUCAACUUCACACCUUAUGUUGACGCAACUCCGCUCACCGUUCACCCGCGCCUGCCUCUCGAAACGGUCAUGGAGCUCUUCCGCAAGAUUGGCCCCCGUGUUAUCCUCAUCGAGCUCUGUGGCCGUUUGUGUGGGCUGGUCACCGUCAAGGACUGUCUCAAGUUCCAGAUCCGAUUUGAGGAGGCGGCUUCGGCUGAGCACAACCACCACCAUCAUCAUGGGCACCCAGGAGAUGAAGAUAGCGCAGCUCAGGAACGCGUGUGGGAGAUGAUCAUGGCAGCAGCGGGAUGGCUGUCGGAUCGGGUGGGCAGCUUAACUGGAGGCAGGAUCCGGCUAGGGGAAUCCUGGGAGGGCGACAGAAGAGUGUGGGCAGAUAGGAGUAGGCACCGUGGUGGUGGGAGUGGUGAGAUAUUGGAUGGGACAGAGGAUGUAGGAGACGAGGGGGCGUUAGAGCUGUUCCCUCGUAAAGCAAAAAUGGCGGUUGAGAUCAUCAACACCUCAGCUCAGGUGCCGUGCGGUAGGCCAACAUGCAAGUGCCGCGUCGCUGCUGACAACAACCGGUUCGAAGCCCUCGUCCAAGCACUGAAGGACGCUCUGGGUCCUUGCUCAGGUCUCACGUCAGAGGACGUGGACGUCGAACACCUCAAACAGCUGAUGCGCGACUAUGUAUCGGACCCUGUGGAAUGGCAGAAGUAUGCCUUCGGGGACGCAAGCAGGGGGUAUACCAGAAAUCUAGUCGACGAAGGAAACGGCAAGAGCAAUCUGCUUGUGCUUGUCUGGACGCCCGGAAAGGGCAGCCCCAUCCAUGACCACGGCAAUGCCCAUUGCUUGAUGAAGAUCCUGAAGGGCAAUCUGACUGAAACGAGAUAUGAGUUCCCCGACGUUGAGACUGAGAAGCCCAUGCGGGUCAUCUCAGAAAGGGUGCAUAAGGAAAACGAGGUGGCGUACAUGGCAGACGAAUUGGGGGUGCACCGGGUAUGGAACGCAGGCCCUGACUUCGCCGUCUCGCUGCACUUGUACACGCCACCAAAUGUAGCGAAGGGGGGUUGCCAUAUUUUCAAUCCUGACACGGGCAAACGGUUCCAUGUUAAGAACUGCGGGUACUACUCCGCAUAUGGCGUGAAAUUGUCAGAGAUGGGUGAGUUGGGCAAGGUUGAGAAGCCAGAGUGA